Molecule: messenger RNA, 735 nt
Organism: Aureobasidium vineae
Lineage: Eukaryota; Fungi; Ascomycota; Dothideomycetes; Dothideales; Saccotheciaceae
Source: the annotation of a GenBank genome assembly
AUGAAGUCCGCCGUUGCCGCUAUCCCUUUCCUCCUCUUCGGAACCUCCAUGGCUGCUCCUCUUGAGAAGCGCGCCUGUCCCAACAUCCACAUCUUCGGUGCUCGCGAGACCACCGCACCUGCUGGUUAUGGCUCAGCCGGCACAGUCGUCAACCUCAUCCUCAACGCACAUCCCGGGUCCACUGCCGAAGUCAUCAACUAUCCAGCUGCUGGAGGUAACAGCUAUGCCUCUUCCGUGCAGGCUGGCGUGCAAGCUGUCACCAAUCAGAUCAACGCUUUCGCUGCUUCUUGUCCCAACACGCAGCUGGUUUACGUUGGAUACUCUCAGGGUGCUCAGAUUGGUGACGAUGCGCUUUGUGGAGGUGGUGAUCCCAAUCAAGGAAUUUCCAGCACUGCUGCUCCAAUCUCGUCUGCAGUCGGAAGCAAAGUCAAGGCGAUCAUCUUUAUGGGAGACCCAAGAAACAUCCCUGGCGGUCCCUACUCUGUCGGUACCGCAAAGAACCCAGGAGUAAGUUUGUUUUGCCAUAGUCUGCCAGGUGUUUUACUGAUCAAUUACAUAGNNUUCGAUCCAAGACCUUCGGGCUUCACUUGCUCUGCAUACGCAAGCAGAAUCCAGUCUUAUUGUGACUCUGCGGAUCCGUACUGCUCGAACGGAAACAAUGCGAAUGUUCACCAAGGUUAUGGCCAAGAGUACGGUCAGGCCGCUCUCAAGUUUGUCAACAGCAAACUUACUUGA